This is a messenger RNA of Dictyostelium purpureum, 417 nucleotides long. RefSeq lists its product as uncharacterized. Gene Ontology annotation, biological process: copper ion transmembrane transport. Gene Ontology annotation, molecular function: copper ion transmembrane transporter activity. Gene Ontology annotation, cellular component: membrane. Lineage: Eukaryota; Evosea; Eumycetozoa; Dictyosteliales; Dictyosteliaceae. The coding region runs from base 1 to 417 and encodes 138 amino acids. The record is from RefSeq and is a predicted model, not a curated record. The transcript has 2 exons.
AUGAUGGUUUUUCAUUGGUCCUAUGAAAAUAGUCCACUAUUGUUUCCAGGUUGGGUAUUCAAUAGUCCUGGUGCAUAUGCAUUAACCCUAAUGAUUUGUUUUGCAAUUUCUAUGUUUUCAGAAUGGUGGUCAACCUAUAGACAUUCUCUUAAUACCAGAGUUAGUGACAACAAUACCAUAUUUAUUAAAAGAGAUGAUCAUUUUUCAAUUAAAGAACUUUACAAUAAAUUUUUAGAUAGUCAUCUUUGGAAAACAAUCGUGCAUAUGGUUGCAUUUACAAUUAACUAUAUGGUUAUGUUUUUUGUAAUGUCCUUUAAUGGUGGUAUUGCCAUUUCUGUUAUUUUAGGUAUAGGUACAGGUUACUUUUUAUUUGCUAAAAAGAGAUAUGUUGCAGUAGUAGAUGAUCUCUGUCAUUAA